AUGGAAUCAACGAACGUCUCCGUCGCGAAGCGCGGGAAGCUUCAAUCACCAGAACAAUGGCCGACAUGGAUAAGCACAAUCCGAUCCCUCGCGAAAGAUCACAACGUCUGGGAACUCCUUGACCCAGAAAAGAGUGACGAUAACCUUACCAAGGAGAUCGACGAGCCCGAGCUGCCUCCAAUGCCACAGCAGACAAUGAACGAGUCCAAUCAGAUGAUGUACCGUAUGUGGGGGUACGAGAUGGAUUUCUAUAAGAUCAAGCAGGCAAGAUAUGAGAAACAGCAAAAGGGCCUUGCUAUCGUGAACACAGCCAUCAAGGCCUCGGUACACGAAAACCAGCAGUACUCCUUGAAUGAUAAGGACACUGCCCGUGAGAGGCUAGUUUUCUUAAAGUCUCGGUUCGGCCAAUCCACCAACCGUUUCGAGAUAGUUCGCAAGGAGUGGAAAGCGACGUCGCAUCUACCAUCAAAGAACGAUGUGGAUGUCGACAAAUGA
Messenger RNA from Penicillium bovifimosum, 495 nucleotides. RefSeq lists its product as uncharacterized. The record is from RefSeq and is a predicted model, not a curated record. The coding region runs from base 1 to 495 and encodes 164 amino acids. The transcript has a single exon. Lineage: Eukaryota; Fungi; Ascomycota; Eurotiomycetes; Eurotiales; Aspergillaceae.